GAUCACGCGUUUGUUCUGCCGAGGGAGGACCGUCUGCUAAGUGUGGAAUAUCGCAUGUCAGGCACCUGCGUUCGAUCAGCGUCAGCAUCGCAUUUUCAACACCCACAGCAAGUGAGAGGCGCAAGAGUGGAUACAGAGAUGGUGCAGCUGUCCCCGUCCCCAGUUCUGGAUGUGUCCCCUCCCUCCGAGUGCUCCGAGGAGGUGGCGGGGAGGCAGGGGAGCCCCAAAACGGAGUCUCCCCCCACCCUCAGCUCCCUGCAGCUGGCCCUGGCCGCCUCCACAACUACCUACCAGGGCUACGAAACCUACAUCGAGGACGGCCUCAUCUGUCUGAAGCACAAGAUCCGCAACAUGGACAAAAAGAGGUUGAAACUUGAAGACUACAGGAGACGUCUGAAGAAUGGCGAGACGCUCAACCAAGACCAAAUGGAAGCUGCAGAGAAGUAUGAGGAAGUCAUCCACAACCUGGCGUUCGCCAAGGACCUCCAGAAGACCCUUGGCAGCCUCAGCCAGGAUCUCCUGAAGGCCCAGAGGAAGGCGGUGCGGAGGGAGCAGACGGCGAGGGCGGAGGCGGAGAAGAGGCGCCUGGCCACGGUGCUGCAGGCCCACUACAUCCUGCAGAGCCUGCAGCAGGAGCACGUGAGGAAGGACUUCCGCAGCGGCCUCAACCGCGCCCCCUUCCUGUCAGCCGGCGAGGUGGAGCGCCUGCUCGACCUCGCCGCCCUGCUGGGCUGUAAGAGGGAUGAGAGCAUGAGUUUGGAGGACCAGAUGGAGCAGGCGUCCAGCAUCUACUGGGACCUGAUGGAGGGAAGAGACAAACCUGUGGCUGGAACAUCCUACAAGCACAUGAAGGAGCAGCUGGCCAGACUGAUGGAUUGUGGGUACUUUGACCACAUCCCAGUUCCUCACAACGAGGACUUGGACGAAGCCGAGGAUCUGGUGACCAGGAAGACCGAGGGGCUGCCCAAAGCCAAAGGGAGCAUUUCAGAUCUAUCUAAGCUAAUGACCACUAAUGAAGUACCAACCAGGGAGUUUCUUAACAGACGCUACUUGCCUGAAACAGACUACUGUGGCCGGGGUCAGCCCGACCAGACCAAAGCCUCGAACCAGAACUGGAAGGCUGAUUUGAUGGCACUCAAGCAACAGCAGGAGCCCCCAGACUCAUGGGAAAUGGAGUUUGCUGAAAAGCCCUCCUCCCAGAAACUCUGGAGAGGGGCAGCAACCUUUGUCCCCAAAGAGCAGGGGGCGGCACCAAGACCUACAGAUGAACCCAAACAGAGACGAGGGAAGAAGUCCAAGGUUCAGCAAGACGCAAAAACGGCUGUGAAGGCAGAGGUUCCGGUGGAAGUGUUCAGCUCCCCGCUGUCCCUCCCCCAGGACCCCGUCCUGAGGAAGCAGCAGCUGCAGGACCUGAUGAAGCAGAUCCAGGGCUCCUUCAGCUUCAUGCAGGAUUCUGUUCUGGACAGAGAGGGUUCCCCAACAACUGAAGGCUCCACCACAUCCAGACCUUCUCCUGGACCCUCCACUCCCACAGCUCAGAGAGAACCAAAGACAAGCCCAGCUCCCUCCCUCCCCAAAACCAUGCAUUCCACUCCUCUGCCAGCCAGACUCCUUCCAAUGGACACCAAAAGCAGCCUGACCAAUGGAGAUCAGUCCCUGAACAACUCUGACCUGGACAUCUCUGCUGACGAAGAGAACAACCAGCUGUCGGAGAGUGAAGGCUUUUCCUCCCCGCCCCUGUAUUGCAGGGAGUCCACUCUGUCCACCUCCCUGGUGGAGAAUACUCCAGAUCAGACCCCCGUCUCUCAGGCAGGUGGGCAGUCGCCCGGCAACGGUGCGGCGUCUGCCACCCCAGCUCACCAGGCGCCACCGUUCUCCUCGCCGCCCAGUAGCCACGCCCUCAGCAUGGCCACCGCCCCCUUCCAGGCUGUGCACACUGUGUUUAAAGUCAAUGCGCCCCUGCCGCCGAGAACCAGCUCGGACCUGAAGUCGGACGCGAGCACGUUCUCGGAUUCCUACAACCUGAGCUUCACCACGGCCAGCACGCAGACUCCACCUGACCUUGGUGGCCUGGAUCCAGACCACCUGCAGCCAGUGACCUCGUACCAGUCGGAGGGUCCGGUCAGCAAUGGCUGCCAGGUGUACCUGUCCCCCAGCCACGCGGCCGGCGCCUUCUCUCGCUCCGGCCAGCCGUAUUACUCCCGCGGCUCCGUCAGAGGGGGAUUUGAGGGGUACAGGACCGGCCUGCGGUCUCCCGGCGGCAGCUUCAUCCCCCAGUCCCACACUGCCAGAGAGGUCACCCCCGUCCUCUAUGGAGUUCGGGAGACUGGAUACCAACAGAGCUACAAACGUGGGACCGCUGCCGGUGGACAGAGGAACCACUCCAGAGCCGCCUGGAGUGACUCCUCCCAGGUGAGCAGCCCCGAGCGUGACGGCGAGACCUUCGCCAGCGUGGACUCGGGCCACGGCGACUCGCGGUGCGCCACGCCCAUCGACGCGCCCGUGGGGCCGCAGGGCCCCGCCCUCAUGCCCGUGCACGUGUACCCGCUGCCCCAGCAGAUGCGCGUGGCCUUCUCCGCCGCCCGCACCGUCAACUUCGCCCCCGGCACGCUGGACCAGACCAUCGUCUUCGACCUGCUCCACAGCAACCUGGGCGAGACCUUCGACGCCCACCUGGGCCGCUUCACCUGCCCGGCCGACGGCACCUACGUCUUCAUCUUCCACAUCCUCAAGCUGGCCGUCAACGUGCCCCUCUACGUCAACCUGAUGCGCAACGAGGAGGUGAUGGUGUCGGCCUACGCCAACGACGGCGCGCCCGACCACGAGACGGCCAGCAACCACGCCGUGCUGCAGCUCUACCAGGGCGACCAGGUGUGGCUCCGGCUGCACCGCGGCGCCAUCUAUGGCAGCAGCUGGAAGUACAGCACCUUCUCGGGCUACCUGUUGUACCAGGACUGA
Megalops cyprinoides (Indo-Pacific tarpon) is the source of this 2958-nucleotide messenger RNA. It is a transcript of the gene caprin2, whose product is annotated as caprin family member 2. Gene Ontology annotation, cellular component: cytoplasm. Gene Ontology annotation, biological process: positive regulation of canonical Wnt signaling pathway. The coding region runs from base 55 to 2958 and encodes 967 amino acids. NCBI's taxonomy places the organism in Eukaryota, Metazoa, Chordata, Actinopteri, Elopiformes, Megalopidae. Gene Ontology annotation, molecular function: signaling receptor binding. The transcript has 21 exons. The record is from RefSeq and is a predicted model, not a curated record.